This is a messenger RNA of Corticium candelabrum, 1617 nucleotides long. Its product is annotated as all trans-polyprenyl-diphosphate synthase PDSS1-like. Gene Ontology annotation, cellular component: mitochondrion; transferase complex. Gene Ontology annotation, molecular function: prenyltransferase activity. Gene Ontology annotation, biological process: ubiquinone biosynthetic process; isoprenoid biosynthetic process. The transcript is spliced from 11 exons. NCBI's taxonomy places the organism in Eukaryota, Metazoa, Porifera, Homoscleromorpha, Homosclerophorida, Plakinidae. The record is from RefSeq and is a predicted model, not a curated record. Bases 47 to 1207 code for a protein of 386 amino acids.
CGUUACAGUCGUCUUUCAUCAGAACAUCGUAAUUAUUUUUCGCCACAUGCGUCGACUUUAUAAUCCGUUUCUCUACAGCGAACGUCGUUUCAACUUAUUAACGGAUUGUUGUACUAUUGUACGUAGAGAGCGCAAGCAAACGCAGCUAGUGAAACAAAGCAAACGAUUCUUUUGUAUUUCGCGUCGUCUAGGAAGAGAGGAUCAACUGGAAAGUAGGAGCCUAGAGUGUGACGUGAACGCAACUGUAGCUGCUAGACGUUUAGUGAGCCAAGAACUGGGUGUGAUAAACGAGAGAAUACAGAAGGAGCUGGAUCGUUGUAGAGUUGGUGAACUUCGUGAAGCUAGUGGUUAUUAUUUUAAUCAGAAAGGGAAGUUGUUUCGACCAAUGGUUGCUCUACUAAUGAGUCGAGCGUGCAACAAUGUUCAAACAAUUUCUAAGGAGCAGCAAACUAUUGCAAUGGUUACUGAAAUGAUCCACACUGCCACUCUUGUCCAUGACGAUGUUAUUGACCUGGCAACUACACGUCGCAGUCAACCAGUUGCAAACCGUCUGUGGGGUGACAGGAAUGCUGUGUUAGCCGGAGAUUUUAUCUUGGCUGUUUCAUCAGUUGCCUUGUCUCAAGUCAACAAUCCUCUAGUUGUUGAACUGAUGUCACAGAUUUUAGACAAUUUAGUGAAAGGUGAGAUUAUGCAGUUGGGCACUAAAAGCAAAAGCGAGGAGAGAUUCAUGCAUUACAUCGACAAGACCUACAAGAAAACUGGAAGCCUACUAGCUCACUCAUGCAAAUCCGUUGCUGUACUCAGCCAAUGCGAUCCACUGUUGUGUGACGUAGCUUUCCAGUAUGGACGGAAUCUUGGAAUUGCGUUUCAGCUCAUUGAUGACAUGCUUGAUUUUAUAUCAACUUCGGAGGUGUUGGGCAAGCCAGCUGCUGCCGAUCUUAAACUAGGACUAGCAACCGCUCCGGUUUUAUUUGCUUCAGAAAUGUAUCCAGAGCUGGAGCCGAUGAUCAUGAGAAGGUUUGCUCAUAGAGAAGACAUCGAUUGGGCACUCAGUCGAGUGAGAUUGAGCGAUGGUAUUCAAAAGACUCUAGUUCUUGCUCAGCAAUAUGGGAAAGCUGCUGUGCAGAGUGUCAAGAAUCUGCCAGAGAGUCGUGAGAGAACAGCACUAGAAGAUAUAGUAGAAGACGUUCUAACGAGGACAAACUAGACAACACCCUAAUAUUGACGAAACUAAAUUUACCAAAUUCAAAAUUGUCACACCACCUAAGAUGCUUGCUGUGGUAAACAGUAAUUUAUUCUUGUCUUCACAUUUUUGUUUUAUUCUUGCUGUUAUUUUUUAUCUCAACAAAGAUGAUAAUUGUGAUCUUUUCAUUGCCAUUUGGACAGCAAAUUUUUUAUAAUUUUUGUUUAAAAAAUUUUUUGCCCGUAAAAGGGUGGGCAGGUAGGCAACCACAUGGGUUAGUCUGUCUCACUUAGAAUGUUAUGCACAUGAAGACUAAACGUAGAUGUUGACAAGAGAUUGAGUGGCAUUUCUGUUAGGUCUGCAUCCCAUCUUUGUUAAUUGAUUGCAUAAUACUUUUUAUUGGCAGAAGUUGUUCUACAGGAUGAGCUCGUUUG